Messenger RNA from Cottoperca gobio, 6302 nucleotides. RefSeq names its product ankyrin repeat and IBR domain-containing protein 1-like. Bases 520 to 3864 code for a protein of 1114 amino acids. Gene Ontology annotation, molecular function: protein binding; zinc ion binding; ubiquitin-protein transferase activity. The record is from RefSeq and is a predicted model, not a curated record. The transcript is spliced from 20 exons. Lineage: Eukaryota; Metazoa; Chordata; Actinopteri; Perciformes; Bovichtidae. Gene Ontology annotation, biological process: protein ubiquitination.
GAUUCUAAACCUUUGUGAUAAACAGGAAGAGGACACAGUGGGCUUCCGAAAGAACAAACACACAAACAAAAACAUGCACUUAGUUGACCAUUGCAUGUCAUCAGUCUAGAAUACGGCAACGUUGUCAAUUUAGGAUGUAAAACUCAAUUAAUAGCGUUAGUGUGUGUAUGUUUAUUCGUUUAGUCUCUGAGGAAAACGAGCCAUUUAUAUCUCCGCCCGUUUUGGGGUUUGUGCUGAAACCUGGCAACCCGUCUCGCAGCCAGCAGAGAGUCAACGAAGAGUUGACAGGAACAACAUCAUUGCUUCGUACACACAUUAUUUAUGGAUUGCCUCACUAACAAGAAAAGCCUUUGUUUAUUGUAUUAGCAAGUGACAGUUCAUUCACAACGCCAGAUCAACAACAGCGAGAUGUACCCUCUGUGACAUUCGGUAUGCUGGCCUAUUGGAUUUGAACAGGUUGAAGACGAGUAAAGAGGCUGCCGUGCCAGUCAAGAGUUUGAACCUACGGUAGGGGAAGAGAUGGGGAACACAGCGACCAAAUUCCGUAAGGCUCUAAUCAAUGGGGACGAGGCGCUGGCCUGCCAUCUCUAUGAGAGCAACCCGCAGUUCAAGGAGGCUCUGGAUCCCAACUCUACAUACGGAGAGUCCUACCAGCACAACACUCCACUGCACUAUGCUGCCCGGCACGCCAUGGCACGCCUACUCAGGUCUUUUCUCCUAAGCAAAGAUGGGAAUCCUAACAAGCGUAAUGUGCACAAUGAGACAUCUCUGCACCUGCUCUGCAUGGGGCCCCAGAUCCUGACCUCAGAGGGGGCACUGCAACCCCGGAUCUCACGUCCAUAUGAAGACAAACAUCGUCGGGCUGAAUCUCUGCAAAUCAUCCUGGCAUGGACCGGAGCAAAGCUGGACCACGGAGAGUAUGAGAGCGCUGAUAUUAAUGCCACAGACAACAAGAAAAACACCUGCCUGCACUAUGCUGCUGCGUCAGGCACGAAGACCUGUGUUGAGUUCCUGGUGCAGAGAGAAGCGGACCUGUUUGCGGAGAACGAAGACCGUGAGACUCCAUGUGACUGUGCAGAGAAGCAGCACCACAAGGAGUUGGCCCUCUGCCUGGAGUCGCAGAUGGUCUUCUCUCUUGCCCCCGAGGCAGAGGGUAUAGAGGCAGAGUACGCAGCCCUUGACCGAAGAGAGUUGUAUGAGGGCCUGCGGCCUCAGGAUCUGCGGAGGCUGAAGGACAUGCUGAUAGUAGAGACAGCCGACAUGCUGCAGGCCCCUCUCUUCACUGCAGAGGCACUGCUACGUGCCCAUGAUUGGGACAGAGAGAAGCUCCUGGAGGCCUGGAUGAGCGAUGCGGAGGAAUGCUGCCAACGCUCAGGGGUACAGAUGCCCAACCCACCUCCAAGUGGUUACAAUGCCUGGGACACCUUGCCCUCGCCUCGGACGCCACGCAACACCCGCUCCUCCGCCACCUCCCCAGACCAAAUCAGCCUCAUGCCUGCCAAUUUGGAGUCCUCUCUGUGUGGUAUCUGCAUGUCUUCCAUUUCUGUCUUCGAGGAACCCGUUGACAUGUCCUGUGGCCACGAGUUCUGCAGAGCAUGCUGGGAAGGAUUUCUAAAUCUAAAGAUCCAAGAGGGUGAAGCCCACAACAUCUUCUGCCCGGCCUUUGACUGCUACCAGCUAGUGCCUGUGGAAGUCAUUGAGAGUGUGGUGUCCAGAGAGAUGGACAGGCGCUACCUCCAGUUUGACAUCAAGGCAUUUGUGGAGAACAAUCCAGCAAUCCGCUGGUGUCCUGAGGCAGGUUGUGAAAGGGCAGUGAGACUGAACACCCAGGGCCCUGGGAUCUCCACCUCAGACCCUCUUAACUUUCCCCUCCUUCGGGCCCCAGCUGUAGAUUGUGGCAAAGGCCACCUCUUCUGCUGGGAGUGUCAAGGUGAGGCCCAUGAGCCCUGUGACUGUGAGACCUGGAAGUGGUGGCUACACAAAGUCACUGAGAUGAGACCUGAGGAAUUGGCUGGUGUGAGCGAAGCUUACGAGGAUGCAGCCAACUGCUUGUGGUUGCUCUCUAACUCUAAACCCUGCGCCAAUUGCAAGUCCCCAAUACAGAAACACGAGGGCUGCAACCACAUGCAGUGUGCCAAGUGUAAGUAUGACUUCUGCUGGAUCUGUCUGGAGGAGUGGAAAAAGCACAGCUCAUCAACUGGAGGCUACUAUCGGUGCACCCGCUACGAGGUCAUCCAGCAGGUGGAGGAGCAGUCGAAGGAGAUGACUGAAGAGGCGGAGAAGAAGCACAAGAGCUUUCAGGAACUCGACCGUUUUAUGCACUACUACACACGCUUCAAAAACCACGAGCACAGCUAUCAGCUGGAGCAGCGCCUGUUAAAAACAGCCAAAGAGAAGAUGGAGCAGCUCAGUCGAGCCCUGAGUGGAAGGGAAGAAGGCCCACCUGACACUACAUUUAUUGAAGACGCAGUCCUAGAACUGCUAAAGACCCGCCGCAUCCUGAAGUGCUCUUAUCCUUACGGGUUCUUCCUGGAGCCCAGAAGCACAAAGAGAGAGAUCUACGAGCUUAUGCAGACGGACUUGGAGAUGGUAACUGAGGACCUGGCACAAAAGGUUAACCGGCCUUAUCUGCGGACGCCCCGCCACAAGAUCAUCCGUGCAGCGUGUCUGGUUCAGCAGAAGAGGCAGGAGUUCCUGGCCUCAGUAGCCCGGGGAGUGGCCCCCAAUGACUCGCCAGAGGCCCCCAGGCGCAGUUUCGCUGGUGGGACGUGGGACUGGGAAUAUUUAGGCUUUGCAUCAUCUGAGGAGUACGCAGAGUUCCAGUACAGACGGAGACACCGGCAGCGGAGGCGAGGAGACAUGUCGAGUCUCCGAAGCAGCACACCCGACCCUGAUGACUCCAGCGACAGCCUUUUAGACGCACAGGAUAUCGGAGGGGGGCGUAGACAUCAUCUGAUGGGUCUCGGUUCUUUGGAUGACGAUGACCCUAACAUUCUUCUGGCCAUUCAGCUGUCGCUCCAGGACUCUGCGAUGGCAGAGAUUGGGUCCAAUCACGACUUCCUUGCCAACGAAGCCUCACUCGGCGCUAUCGGCACUUCUCUGCCUUCUAGGCUGGAACAGAGUGCUCCAGGUGUAGAGGUCCUUUCCAGAGCUUCUCUAAGCAGCUCAGAGCUGCUGGAACUGGGAGAUAACUUGGCCAGACUUGGCAACAUCAGCAGCCAGUACUCUGCCUCCAGCGGUGUUCCCACCUCUAUGCAGCACUGUGACAGUCACCACCGGGCCUACGGGGGUUCUGUGCCGAUACCAGUAGCUCCAGGUGGCAGCAACUCAUCCACAGGCCUCUUCUCCACUUCCAUCGACACGUUAGACUCCACCACAUACGGCAGCCACGACACAUCGUCCUCCUCUUCCGCAUUAGCAGCAAAUGCGAACCUGCUGGGUAACAUCAUGGCAUGGUUCCACGACAUGAAUCCUCAAGGUGUCACCCUUGUUCCCUCAACCUCUUCUGACUCAAACCUCAGCGCACUCCAUGCAGGCGGGGGAGGGGGCCUGCAGGAGGACGAGAAAGGCGGAUACGUCUCGCCUGAGAACAGGAAACCUCAGGAAGUGACGGCAGAUGCGGGUUUCUGCCCUCACAUGGAGGAGAAGGAGUGUCCCGUUGCUCAGAGGCCCACCCAGUUAGAUCUAGUGGGUCUGGACACCAUGCCGCUACCUUACAUGGCCACCCUUGACACAAGUGAAGACCAUGCGGCACGGGGAGGCUCAAAGGCCUGCCGCGUCGACACUCCGCAAUGUGACUCUGGAUCUGACCUGCUGCCCAGCACCAGCUCCUCUGAGUGGGAGGACCAAGUGCACUUGGUUUGAACUGGACGGCUGAGAUGGGAAGGUGCUCUUUCGGAAAGGCCAAAAACCACUAUAGAUUGCAAAUGGAUAGAGUUGAGGAAUAUGUGCAGUAGCUAUUCAGAUAGAAUGUAUACAGAAUUAAGAAUGUGUCAGUUUGUACUGUGGGGGAAGAAGUGUUUAGACUCUUUAGGCUCGUACAUACUUUCCGUGUCCGCAAACAGCUGUUAUGUUCCUCCUCUUUGCAAACCGGCUAAAGGCACAUGCGCAGUCGAAAGCAUAUCAUCCGUAUGAUUUUGGGUUGCACGCGGACGGACGGAUAUGGCGGAUGACGACAUUUGCGCCAUGAGGAUCAAAGCGGACCCUUGCGGACACGCUGAAAGUGUGAAUUGGCUUUUAGGGUUAGUAAACCAUUGCAGUGUGUUUGCUGUAUUAUCAGCCCCCCAACAACCAGCCCUCCUGUAAAGAGCACUAAAUGAAGGAAACAUUUUUCCAGGAUAUAUUUCCUAAAAUGAUUCUGUGCUGAUGGAACAUGAAUAACUUGAGUUUUCUGAAAUCACUUUAAAAAGAGAUCAGAUAUGUAGAGACUUAAGCGUAGUGCAGAUAUCUUUUCUUCUUCCACUGGAGUAAAAGCCUACUGUCUCAAUCAGGUCUCAACUUUACAUACUGUGUGAGCAGUAAAAUAUUUUAUUCCAACUCGGUGUGUGUGGGGUACAGGGAGAGUCUUGCUCCUGUCCACAUCUGCGUACUUUAUCGGUGCCAAACACUGACUCGCCAAGUAGAUUCUUCAAAGCAAAUUGUGCCUGCUUAUAACAAUCUCAACGACUCAGCUCAACUUAAAUGUGAAAGUCUCGAGCCAUAUUUAUAUUUGAGAUUGCGGCUGUGUGAUAUUUUUCAAAUGUCACUAUCUGAAAGCUGUAGUGUGCUGUGUAAAUCUCUCGUUUAGGACCAUUAUGUUUGCGUAGUUUAUAACGUGAAACAUUCACACAACAAUUUAGAUGCAUUGUCCAAAUGAAAGGUUGGUGGCUUGCUUGAUUUGACAGUUACUCAUGUCGAAGCCUAAACCCUAACACACUUUCAAUGAGAAAUAUCUUCAGAAACAGCCGACGUUGACGGGCCCAGAGGGGCUGCUCAGUGCCAGUUCAGUAUAUUCUGAAUUCCAUUGUAUCUCACUCAUAUCGGUGUGUGAGUUCUGCAGCUGAAUGUGGAGCGUGACAGACUAAGUAGACAGUGAGUAGUCUUGUUUAUCUACUGCAGAAAAAGCCCAGUGAGAGAGAUAAUCAGGCAAUCUCAUUCUGACUUUGGUGAAUUAAUUAAUCAUGCCCAAGUCACUGUAAUGAAUCUCUGGGUCCUAUUUAAGUGUAAUAUAAGCAAAGCCUUCUUAGAGCUCCACAGACGUCCUGGGCUGCAGGGUAAUGCAUGGAGAGUUCACAGUCCAUGUUCUCUACGCAGCGAGACAUACAGUGCCUUUAUGUCAAUCACCUUUAUUUUCAUUCUUCUGAGUGCUAAUUACACAGUAUUUACAGUGUAAAGGAAACACCUGUUACCUUAAAGUUGUUUCUCUCACAUAAUCGUGUGUAAACAUGAGAUCUUGAUUUUCUUUUUUUCUCAUCAAAAUAUUUGCAGCAUGAGACUUUUUUGUUGGCUCUAGUAGUAUGUUAAGGGAUAACACUGAUUGUUCAUGAUUUGGUAUGAAGGGUAACUUUUAAUGUCAUACUUUCAAAUCUGGCUCCCAAAUAUUUUGGCGAAAGAAAAGGUUUUAAUGCUCUAGUUUUUUGUGCACUACAUUUGGGAAGUUUUUCUGUGAUUUAGAAACUAAAAUCACUGUACUGACUUUUGAGUUCACUUAUUGAUCAUGUAUCUUACCUGAAGACACUAAAACGGAGGAAUGUUGCAAUAUAAAGUAGGUAUUUAUUUGAAAUCAAUGUAAUCCAUUAAAGAAAAUGGAUUGUGAAUAACCAAUGACACAUGAUCAGUGUUUUACCUUUAAGAGUUAAUUCUGUUUUUGUACAGACUAAUGUCUGACUGAAGUAAAUUAUCUUUUUUUCCCCCUUGCAGACGUUUAGAGCCGCAUUAAAUCUAAAGGCGGACAUGCCGAGUGUCUUGAAGUUGUGAAACUGUGAGUGCCAUAUGGUUAGUGGAGCUAACUUUGUUGGACUUGGUUAAUGGAAGUGGGUUCAAACGGAGGAGUAACAUACGGUUGCCCUUUCUGUAUCACAGUAUGCUGUGCAUGAAAUGAGUUGAAAUGGAAUUUGUACUUCCUUUGUAUUUCACCUCUAAUGUUCAGGUGAUUUAUUUUAACAAUGGCAUAUAGGAUUUUGUAACUCACUGAGAUUUUCUAUUGUAAAGCAACUAAUCCUUGAAAUGCUAUUUGCACUUUCGUAGUCUAUACUUGAUACAUUCCCUCUUUAUAUGAAACAUGUUUGAUGUGUGAUGCCAAUAAACAAUGUGUUGAGUUUUAA